This is a messenger RNA of Seriola dumerili (greater amberjack), 2557 nucleotides long. RefSeq names its product G protein-coupled receptor 101 (gene gpr101). NCBI's taxonomy places the organism in Eukaryota, Metazoa, Chordata, Actinopteri, Carangiformes, Carangidae. The record is from RefSeq and is a predicted model, not a curated record. The coding region runs from base 1 to 1344 and encodes 447 amino acids. Gene Ontology annotation, molecular function: G protein-coupled receptor activity. Gene Ontology annotation, biological process: G protein-coupled receptor signaling pathway. Gene Ontology annotation, cellular component: membrane. The transcript has a single exon.
AUGCAAAGCUCUCGGGCGGCCGGUAUGGACACAAAUUUCACUGAUGUUUCCUGGGGGCAGGGUUUCUCUGACUCCAGUCAGGAGCCAGUCUGGUCCUCCACUGCUAACUGCGUGGUGAAGGUGGUGCUCAUAUCUCUCAUUGUGUGUGUGUCCUUGUUUGGGAAUGUGGUGGUUCUGCUGGUAUUCCAGAGGAAGCCUCAGCUACUUCACGUGGCCAACCGCUUCGUCCUCAACCUGCUCCUCGCAGACCUACUGCAGACCAUAUUAGUCAUGCCCUUUGCCAUUGCAGCCACCGUGCCAGGUGUGUGGCCCCUGGAUGCCCGACUGUGCCAGGCCCUGGUGGUGCUCAUGCACCUUUUUGCAUUUGCCGGGGUUAACACCAUCAUAGUUGUAUCUGUGGAUCGCUACCUUGCCAUCAUCCACCCUCUGUCAUAUCCCACCCGCAUGACCCCUCACCUGGGCACCAACCUGAUCAUCUGCACAUGGGUGCUCAGCUUCCUGCAGAGUACACCUCCCCUGUACGGUUGGGGGGCCAUUGACUUUGACCGCCAUCACAGUGUGUGCUCAGUGGUGUGGUCCUCUAGCUUGUCCUACUCUGCUGUGGUGUCCACCUUUUCUUUCUGGUUGCCUGUGCUCAUCAUGCUCGGAUGUUACUGGAUGGUGUUCAGAGCGGCUCGGAGGCAGAACGCUCUCGUGCAUCCCAUACAGACACAAGCCUACUCCCAGCCCUGUCCACAGGACUUCCAGGGACCCAGCAGUCCGCAGCGGCAGCCCCAGGCCCAGCCGGCCAGUUCACCUGAUGGGCCCUACUCAGCCAGAGGAUACCCUGUUCGAGUGAGGCACAGACGCUUCCACUACCACUGCAAGGCAGCUCGUGUAGUUUUUGUGAUCAUGGCUUCAUAUAUCCUCAGCAUGGGGCCUUACAGCAUACUGAAUACUAUAUCUAUGAGCACCAGAGCAGCCAUACCCCCGUGGUUGUCCUCCCUUGCCCUUGUGCUCUUUUUUUUACAGUGCUGCCUACACCCCUACAUUUAUGGUUACAUGCACCGUAGUGUGAGGAAGGAAUUCCUUGCUUUGCUUUGUGGACUGUUCUGCAAACAGGGCCGUCCAAGCCAGAGCUCAGCUGUAGAGAGCUGCUUCACUACUACAGAGGGACGCUCAGGUGCCCACCCUCACCUGCCCAGCCUGGCUGCUCGAGUCCUCCCUCUGCGGACUUGGGAAGAAUGCACAACAUCCUCCACUCCCACUUUUGAGAGGAAGUCAAGGGACAGCCGUAAAGAGACCACGUCUACCAGCAUCAGCUCUGAGAGGGAGCUCACGGUCCACAGCAAACAAAGCACAUAAACUGCCUUGAGGAUCCAUCACAUAGACCACAUUUGCUCUUAUUUGAGGAGAUUGUCAUACAGUGUGUUCACACAUAUGCUAAUAUGCCUUCUUUACAACAGGGUCAUUCAUUCUGAAGUUGCAUUGUAGUGGCACUUAAUCACCAACAUAACAAUCUUUUACAAUUUUUUCAUCAGCCUGAUUAACUCGAAGUCAGAUAUAUCUCUUUGUAAAAAACUUGGUCCAUUUAUUGUUGUAUUAUGAAUUUGUAACAGAAUCGGCUGUGUGAAAGAAAUCUUAGAUAAUGAGUAUCUAUUUUCACUAAGUCAUAUGAAGAAAACAGAAGGUUUUAUAUGUAAACCACAUAAAUCAGACUUUGUGCAGUUGUUCUUAUGUUUUGUCUCUACAAACCGUCAUUACUAUUUUAUAUGAAUGCAAUUAUUGUACAAGCUACUGUUACAUAAAACGGGCAAACGGACUAAAUUUUAGAGUAAAACCAGAAAUUACAUUUAAUUUGUAUUUUGCGUCUUUGCCUGCAAGUCUAUUGUCAAUGCCACUGGGUUUUUUUUUAAUCUAGACUUGCUGUGUAGAGAUAGAAAUUGCUAUGUUGGAUCAAAGUGGUUGGUGUCCUGAACACUUUGCUUUAAUUAUGGGCCAUAUAUGUCUCUGAUAAGAUAUUGAUCUGCAGUAUAUGUGCAACUACUCUAUCUCCUUUAAACUUUUUGUGUGUUGUAUUUUCUGUGAUCCUGCCGGAGGGCAGAGGAUGUAGGCUACUGUCCUUGUGUUAGUGCAAGCAAGCUUCGCCUGCAUCUAAUGAACUCAGGGUUUGCUUGUGGAAAAAUACAUAGUGCCCGUCUCUGUUCUUGAAUCUUGUUGAGCAAGUGAACAUAAGUGUGUUUACGUCUUUGUCGCAGUAACUCUUCUUAGUCUUAAAGCGCCUUUUGAGUAAAUGAGUAGAAUAGUGAUUCAUGGUGCCUGUUAGUUACAAAACACACAAGGGUUGGUGACUUCCUUUCCCUGAUGGGAGGGCCACGCAAACAAGGUUGUCUUAGCCUCUUUGUUUCCUUUAACUCUUGUUCAACUUAGGUGAAAUUUAGCAUCUUAAUUCAGUGCCACUGUAUAUUUGGACUCAGUAUUUGCUGCCUUUGUAAUGUCAGCCUCUCUUUGAGGAAGUGCAGUAUUUUUGUUAAAAAAAAGUACAGUGUGUACAGAGCAGGGUAUGCUCAAAAGAUAA